Messenger RNA from Alternaria burnsii, 2223 nucleotides. Its product is annotated as thiamine biosynthesis protein nmt-1. The transcript has 5 exons. The record is from RefSeq and is a predicted model, not a curated record. Bases 1 to 2223 code for a protein of 740 amino acids. Gene Ontology annotation, biological process: thiamine biosynthetic process. Lineage: Eukaryota; Fungi; Ascomycota; Dothideomycetes; Pleosporales; Pleosporaceae. Gene Ontology annotation, molecular function: metallopeptidase activity.
AUGACGACCCAAGUCCGCAACCUCUUCCACCACCUACCUCCACCAGCAGAAUGUCUUGCGCUUUUCAUCGCAACCCUCGAAAUUGUGCCGUUUGGUAUAAUAGGCCUACGUGAUCCUUCCUUCUUCGCAGAUGGCUACGGUCUGCCCAUUUCACGCGAGUCCGACACGUCACCUGCAUCCGCAAAACGUUCCAGCAACAAUCAAAACACGUACGAAGAAGAUCAGAAGACAAAACAAGCUCUGAUCGCGGCUAUAGCAGCACGCAAUGUUCAAAAUGGCGUUCUUCUGGCAGUUUUCGGGCUGGUGCUGCGAGACAGGAGGAGUUUAGGUGUCGCAGUAAUGGCAGGAUUAGUUGCAACUGUCGCGGAUUCGGUAAUUGUCAGCGCGUAUGGAACAAAAGACAAGAUUGCAGAAUUAGCAGGAUAUGAACAACCAGAUGCCGCGGCACGUGCAGCAGCAGAAACGACAUCUGGGCGAGCACCGAAGAAGGGCAAGGAUUACUCGAUAGGAACCUUUCCCGGUCCUCUUGUUCUACCGCAUGAUGAUCUGAACUACGAUCCGGACAGUGAGCCUCAAACUACCAAAGAGUGGCUGAAUGCGGAAACCAGGAAUAGACUAUUAUCGACAACUGGAAGGGAUACACUAUAUGUGGCACAAGUACCCAAGAUCAGUAAGAAGGUGGAAUUCAUGAGAGACUGGGUAAUACCAACUGGUCUUGGAGCAUCAGAGGAUCGACAAGAAGCAGAGCCACCUCCAUCUGCAGACCUCUCCGUUGAUUACCUUGCCGCCUUCUACCACAAUAUGCCCGUUCGCCUCCUACCCACGCCCUUGACCUGGACACAAUGGGGUUCUAGUUCCAAACCCUCCAGCCGUUACCGAAGUGCCGCACUGCCAAAGUAUGUUGGUCUUCUCGAUAGCGAAGAUCGAUGUACGAGGAUCCGCGUCCGCCCCCCGCCAGAUUCUGCUUUUCCCGCUCAACUCAACCUAGACGAUAUUCUUGAUGUGGCUAUAUCGAUCCUCCCUGUUGACGCCUAUGCUCUGGUUAUCUUGGUCGAUCAUGACAUCUACGAGUCUGAAGAUGAUGACUUUUGUUGUGGCAGAGCAUAUGGAGGAAGUAGAGUGGCUGUUGUUCAGACUGCACGCAUUUGUACCAAAGUCAAGAUGUCGACUGAUAAGAUUACCUUCUUGACCAACUGGCACGCUACGCCAUACCACGCUCCUCUCUAUCUUGCCCAGAGCAAGGGAUAUUUCAAAGAUGAAGGCGUCAAGGUCGCUCUUCUUGAGCCCAACGACCCAAGCGAUGUCACGGAAAUCAUCGGAUCUGGAAAGGUCGACCUUGGCUUCAAGGCCAUGAUCCAUACUCUCGCCGCCGCAGCUCGUGGCUUCCCCGUUCAGUCAAUCGGUUCCCUGCUCAACGAACCCUUCACCGGUGUUGUGUAUUUGACCUCUUCUGGUAUAACCCCCGACUUCACAACCCUCAAGGGUAAGAAGAUCGGCUACGUUGGAGAAUUUGGUAAAAUCCAGCUCGAUGAACUCACCGCGCACUACGGUAUGUCACCUGAUGACUACCAAGCCAUUCGUGUGGGCAUGAACGUCACACGGUCUAUCAUCACUGGCGAAAUCGAUGCUGGCAUAGGCCUCGAGAAUGUCCAGAUGGUUGAGCUUGAGGAGUGGCUUGCUAGCCAGAACCGCUCGCGCGACGAAGUGAAGAUGCUCCGCAUCGAUGAGCUUGCACAACUCGGCUGCUGCUGCUUCUGCAGCAUUCUCUACAUCGGAAACAACGACUUUAUCAAACACAACCCAGAGAAAGUACGUGCUUUUCUGCGUGCGUGCAAGCGCGCAACUGACUUCGUUCUUGCGUCUCCCGACCAAGCCUGGGAGGAAUUCUGCAGCUUCAAGUCCACUAUGAAUACGCCGACCAACCGUAAGAUCUUUGAACGCAGCUUCGCGUACUUUAGCCCCGAUCUUCAGAAUGUCCAGCGUGACUGGGACAAGGUCACCCGCUACGGCAAGAGACUUGGUGUGUUGGACAACACAUUCAAGCCCAACUACACGAACGAGUACUUAGCUUGGGGUCUUGAGGAUGAAACUGGUGACCCUACUGGCGAUCAGAAGAGGAUGGUGGAGCUGCAGGAGGGUGUUAAACAGCAUGGUGGGUUCAAACGUCUCGAGACCAUGUCUGGUAAGACUGUCAUUGGCGCUGCUGCCUCUGCUGUGGCUUGA